Messenger RNA from Rhododendron vialii, 1446 nucleotides. Its product is annotated as cytochrome b561 and DOMON domain-containing protein At5g47530-like. Bases 1 to 1440 code for a protein of 479 amino acids. NCBI's taxonomy places the organism in Eukaryota, Viridiplantae, Streptophyta, Magnoliopsida, Ericales, Ericaceae. The record is from RefSeq and is a predicted model, not a curated record. The transcript is spliced from 2 exons.
AUGACCCACCGCUCCAACUCGAACUCGUCCCGCCGCAAACUGAAGGCAGAAGCUGCUGCAGACGCCGUCUUCGUCGUCGGUUCGCUGAUUCCAAGAAAAAUCAGAUCAAGAACCCCAGAUCUAGAUCCUGAGUCUAAAAAUGGAGGGGAGAGUGAAAAAUCUCAAUUCCCAAAGGAGAGAGUCUCAACCACUUUCACAACCUUGACCGGAGAGGAGAGACAAGGGAGAGACCAGAGAAAAGAGAGAGCUCGAAGGAGAGGGGGACUGAGAGAAACUGGCUUUUCUCUUUUGCCUUCUGAUGAUCACUCGUUUCUUGGUCCCGACGUCUCUUGCUCUUUCGACUACCUCUCCUCAUGCUUCUUCGUGUUCCCGAAUAACCAAGUCUUUGCCUCGUGCACUGAUCUUCCCUAUCUGGAUUCAUUCCUACACUGGACUCACGACCCUUCCUCAUCCACCCUCCACAUAGCUUACCGUCACAGCCAAGUCAGUUCAUCAACGUGGGUUGCAUGGGGUAUCAAUCCCACUUCGAAAGGCAUGAUUGGAACUCAAGCCAUCGUUGCCUACCCAAAGCCCGACGGAACCGUGGCUGUCUUCACUACACCUGUUAACAGCUAUGGGACCCAGCUGCAAGAGGGGAACCUAAGUUUCCCUGUCUCGGAUCUGUCAGCCUCAUUUUUGGACAGCCAGAUUGUUAUAUGUGCUUUCAUUGAGCUUCCAGAAAACACCACCAGUGUUGGUCAUGUUUGGCAAGACGGACCAGUCUCCGGAAGUACACUUGGAAUGCAUCAAGUUUAUGGGAAUCAUCUCCAGUCGAUGGGCACUCUCAAUCUUUCAUCAGGACAAGCCUCAGCAUCUCACAGUGGGAGUUCAAAAAACCAACUCAAGAUUACACAUGGAGUGCUAAACACUAUUAGUUGGGGAAUCAUGAUGCCACUCGGAUUUAUGGCGGCAAGGUACUUGAAGGCUGUUGGUCCAAAAGCAAACCCUCUUUGGUUCUACGUUCACAUCACUCUUCAGCUCCCUGGAUACUUACUCGGCAUGGCAGGAGGUGCAACUGGGCUCUACCUUGGCGUCAAGUUCGCUGGUGUUCAUCACCCUUGCCACAUGGGCAUUGGAAUCACUCUUUUUUGCCUUGGACUACUUCAAAUCUCUGCUCUAUUUCUGCGGCCAGCCAAGGGCCACAAGUACAGAAAUCUUUGGAAUUUGUUUCACCAUGUCAUAGGUUACACUGUCCUUCUCUUGAGCUUCACCAACAUAUGGGUAGGGUUCUACAUUCUAAAGCCUGCAAAAGCAUGGAUUAUUGUUUAUGGCGUCAUCUCCGGGGCAAUGAUAGUGUCAACCAUCACAUUAGAAGUUUGGAAGAGAUUGGCACGAGAUGGAAAUACCAAUGAAGCAAAUGAAGCCACUACAACCAGCACCAAUGCAGAUAAUAAAGUGUAGACCAUU